Molecule: messenger RNA, 1592 nt
Organism: Prorocentrum cordatum
Lineage: Eukaryota; Dinophyceae; Prorocentrales; Prorocentraceae
Source: the annotation of a GenBank genome assembly
UUACGUGCGACUGCUUGUCGAAAUCAAGCCCAUGCUGAAGACCUCAGUGUGUUACCUGAUAGAGGCAUGACAUAGCUUUCACACAUCUGCGGUCCGUAGCCAUCUUGGCUCAAGCUUGGCCCAAGUUUUCGCAGGCUCGACCCCGCCCGCCCAAAUUUGCUCUGCAAGCCUGGUGCUGACACGCGCUUGCAGACGUGCCUGAAAUGAUCCGAAGACUGCGUGCAUCGGGAAAACUUUCGUUAAACGGCCUGGGCAGGACUGCAGUCAUAUGUUCUGUGUGCUGUGCGGUGGCAUGCGCACUUCAGAGCUAUUGCUUUUCUCUUGCGCCAGUAAUCCUCAUCCCUCAGCCUGGCCAUGCCAGAGGCCAUCUUUGGGCGGUUCCAAGGGCAGCGCACGAAGGGACAGAGGAGGAUUUACUCGAAGGCACGCGGUCGCAGCUCCGCGAGCUGGGUUUGCCGCUGGAGAAGGACUUUCCGAGGGGCGAGGAGAACUCGAGCAGUCCGCGGAUGUAUUAUAGAGAAAUGCGCAGCACAGAGGUCGGCAAUGCGUUCUGGCGCCAGAGCACGACCGAGAAAUGGGGCGAGCUUGCCUCGGGCGACGCUGGCAAAUUCGACAAGGACGAUUUAGUCGAGGCGCUCUACCCCGACUCCAAUAAUGUGUGGUAUUGUGCACAGGUGGUGAGGUAUAUUGGAAACAGUAACUGGAUAGUUUUCUGGGUCGACGACAUGGAGGAGGGUACGGCACAAGCCUCUGUUGUCAAGACGAAAGACAUGCAUCAUGUUAAGCUACCUUAGGCUUUGCGGUGGUCACGACUUGAUUGCAUGCGUGGUCCACGCGCACUUACUCCGCCAUCCCAGCGCUGCUGCAGAGCGCGUUGGCAGGAGGUCGAUGUGCAGAGUCUGCUGCGGCGGGCGUCCUGCGGCGACCGGAAGGCUUCUUUACGCUGGCUGGAGUCAGGAGGGAUGCAGUCGGAUGUCGGUUGGAGAUCAACCCUGCGGCUUCGAGGCUACCCAGGUGCCCUCUCAAAGAACUUCACACAUGUUAGUGGCUAGUGUUGUUCACGUUCGUGUUCUCUCUCGUGCAGGUUUCUUGGCGUCGCACGAUCCGUUUGAAGCCACUAUCGCGGAUAGGUAAUUGUUGAAGUAUCGUUUUUCGGCGCCACGCAGUUGGUAAAUGGCUGUAUGAUCCCACACUCACUGGUCGGAUUGCUACUGCACGCGGCCAAUUGUAUGUAUGUAUAAUCGUCGAUAGUUUUGCUCAUCUCACCAUGUCCCUUGUGCGGUGGCUUUGUUGCGUGACAGUAAUUUAUCUGACGCGCGGGUCCCUUUGCUGAAUUCAAACGCUGCGCGCAGGGUGUCGUGUUCUGGUCGAGCCGAGGACGGCCCUGGGUGUGUUCUGAUUUCGAGCCUAUGUCGAAUCAUGGGCGGCCAGAGCAUCAGUAAAGUGUUUGGUUUUUCAAGGUCCCUCCACCUGUGCGGUGAGUUCUGGACGAACGCAAAAUUCAGACGUUUCGCGUCCUGGCGCCCUGGACCGCGCGCCUACAGAUCCACGCGGCCAGUUCGACCAAACAGCGUCUCAGAGCUGGGCUCCCC